Molecule: messenger RNA, 2010 nt
Organism: Coccinella septempunctata (seven-spotted ladybird)
Lineage: Eukaryota; Metazoa; Arthropoda; Insecta; Coleoptera; Coccinellidae
Product: UDP-glycosyltransferase UGT5-like
Exons: 4
Coding region: 401-1945 (514 amino acids)
Molecular function (GO): UDP-glycosyltransferase activity
Source: RefSeq, a predicted model, not a curated record
AGUCACGUGAUUGAUUAACUUCGAAGUUCAACCUUCGAAAGAAUCGAUGUUCAUAUCUGUUAUCGAAUUCUACAGUCAAAUUUUUCCUGGCUCCUCCAUGCUUGGCGUUAACAAUUAUUCAAAUUUGAACAUCACUCUGCUCAUACGAAUAUCUUAUCAAUACCGUGGUCUCUUCGAUUCAGAUAACAGUUCAGAUAUCAUUUUUCGGAUUUUCAUGUUAGUAGUGCCAAGUUGCAAUACCUUCAAUGAGAGUGAAAGAACUAGUGAACCCAUGUUAUAUCAUUUGGAGUAAAUAAAAUUGGCUCAUUUCCAUGACAACAGGACCGAGAUUAGAGUUAGACGAGAAGCAUUACUUAACUUUCAAGAUUAGUACUAUCGGAGUUUAGCGUAGGAGCAUACAAUGAAACUGUUAAGUGCGCUUUAUUUCCUUUCAAUUUCGAUUCAUCUAUCGGAAUGUUACAAGAUUCUUGGAUUGUUCCCUUAUCCAGGUAAAAGCCAUUUGGAUGUCAUCAAACCUCUCAUGAAGGAAUUGAGCAGAAGGGGUCAUGAAGUGGUGGUAGUUAGCCAGUACCCGUUAGAGGAACCCAUGCAGAGAUACACAGAUUUAUCUUUAAAAGGAUCCUUUCCACAAUUCCUGGAGGUUUAUCCUAUGAACAAUUUCAAUCCAAUUGUAUCCAGAAUACUCUACCAGUACUUGAAUGUCUUCUUCAGUGGUAAACUGUCGGAUGAGUAUUGUGAAGCAGCUUUAGGUAGUAAAGUCAUCAAGAAUUUGUUGGAAUCGAAUCAAACCUUCGAUCUCGUGUUUCAUGAACCCUUCCUGAGUGAUUGCUUAUUAGCCUUGAAUGAAAAAUUCAAGGCUCCCAUCAUGGCAAUAACAACAAGUGUGAUGCUUCCCUGGAACAAUGAAAGAUUUGGUAACCCUGAUAAUCCAAGUUAUAUCCCUACACUCUGGAUGCAUUAUUCUGACAGGAUACCCUUUCUGGAGAGGGUUGAAAAUUUUUUAGUAGCGUAUGGACAUAUUUUGUGGUUCAGAAUGAAACAAAAACAUCAAGAUCAAAUUGUUAGAAAACAUCUGGGAGAAGAUCAUCCACCACUGUCGAAGUACGGUAAUAAUAUGAGCUUGAUACUGGUGAACACGCAUUUCAGUCUGAACUUGGCUAGACCUCUGGUUCCAAAUGUGGUUGAAGUCGGAGGUUUACAUAUAACGAAUGCCAAGCCUCUUCCGAAGAAUAUUGAAAAAUUCAUCAACGAGUCAACUCACGGAGUUAUCUACUUCAGUUUGGGAUCAAUGAUAAAAGGACACACAUUCCCGCAAGAAAAGCGAGAAGCUUUCCUCAAGGCAUUUGCACGCCUGCCACAGAGAGUGCUAUGGAAAUGGGAAAACGAAACUAUGCCUGGAAAACCAGAUAAUGUGAUGAUUCAAAAGUGGAUGCCACAAUUCGAUAUUUUAUCUCAUCCAAAUGUGAAAGCCUUUAUCUCUCACGGAGGGCUUUUAGGAACUACUGAAGCUGUACACUGUGGUGUGCCGAUGGUGGUAAUGCCUCAAUAUGGCGAUCAACAUACGAAUGCUAAGGCCGUGGAAGCUAAUGGUGGUGGCGUUGUUCUCUAUUUGAAGGAAGCUACAGAAGAAACCGUUUAUCAAAGCUUGAAGACCAUACUAGAGCCCGAAUUCAGAGCAAAAGCCAAAGCUCUAUCAGAACGUUUCAGGGAUAGGCCCAUGUCUCCAAUGGAUACUGCAAUAUAUUGGGUUGAAUAUGUUGCCAGGCAUAAAGGAGCCCCUCACAUGAAGACAGCAGCAGUGGAUAUGCCCCUCUACCAGUAUUUACUUUUGGACGUUUUGGCAUUCCUAGCUGCUAUCAUUUUGUUGUUCUCCUACAUCAGUUACAAAAUUCUCAGUUUGGUGUUCAGAUCUGUGUUCGCUAAGAAAAAGGUUAAACAGAACUGAUAUAUUCAUUGUUCGUUGUGGAGUGUAAAUCUGUUGUGAUAUAUUGAAUAAUGCCAAAACCUUUA